CUCGUGUGUAUGUAUGUAGUAUAACCAUAUAGUGUAUGCAGUCAAACUGUUGCUAAUGUACCGUAAUCGCUGUUCCGGUACUGAUGGGACUUCUCACGACGUAUACAAUCGUAUAUUGGCCCAAAAGUGUUCUAUGUCAAUGAGCUCGGCCAACAAUCAGUUCCCCUAAAGCAGCGAUUCACGGCAGAAAGUUUCAGUUAAAGGAUACUGUGUAGUUGGGGUGAUAGUAUAGACACACAAAUGGUAAAUUUCGGACGGAAGAUAGGAGUACACACACACUACACACAUAUGCAUUAUUGCAUAUCCAUAUUGUAAUCUAACUUCUCACCGAUAAAUUUACCAUUCUACAGCAUCGAUGCAAACGUGUAGACAAGCAUCCACAAUAUUGCUCAUACACAGCGUGAUUUUAGCAAGCUAGACACGUGUCGACACACAACAUGUCGGGAUCCGAUGCGAGCGGCUUUCCCACAGCACCACCCACAAUCCCUAUCAAGGUGAUCAGCACUGAGCAACAAGUAGAGGAGUGGAAGACCACAUCAGCACAUAGCACCAUACUAGGGUUCAUACACUUUCUCGGCAACGCAGUCAAGGGCCAGCGUGUCGGGGACUGUCCUCCUCCGAGUGCC
Molecule: messenger RNA, 626 nt
Organism: Sphaeroforma arctica JP610
Lineage: Eukaryota; Ichthyosporea; Ichthyophonida
Exons: 2
Molecular function (GO): phosphatase activator activity
Source: RefSeq, a predicted model, not a curated record